GACAUUGAUUGGAUAAGUUGCAAAUUGAAAGAUUUAAUAGAAUGUAUAGGGCAUAGACGUUGUUAUUGUACAUCAUAUGUAGUGCACUCACAUAGGGAGUGUUGUGCUUUUUAGAACACAACCGUAUUGUGUGUUGCCCCGGCAAAGAUUCACAGUAAGCCGCCAUCUUGAAUUCGCUGUCAACAAGCCAACCACGAGUGAAGCUGUGUAAUUGCUUAGCUAAGGUUGUCAUUCUCAUUUUUUUACCUUUCUUUACCGAUUAUAUGUUCACAUAUGACCUACAAAAACUAUGGUGCGCAUACAUUUACGCUAAUAAACUUGGCAAUAAACAGAAGAUGCUUUUCCGGUCGUGACGUUUUAUGGACAAGAGAUGAAAACUGAGAGCUACAAAUAAGUCACACUGUAAAUGGUUUGUUUAAUCACAAAGGCGUGAGAAUGAGGCCUUGUGUGAGUCUGAUCAGAAGUGCAGUGUGGAACUGCAGGCUCAGGGUUAGCCAUGGAGAAUUUCAGACAAAUCAAACAAUCCAAAAGAGGACAAUGUGCAGUGAUAUUAGUAAUAAAUGGAUUAGACCAGCUGGAUAUGAUACAGGCAUAAAGACUUUCAACAGUCUCACCAAACAGAAGGAGCCCCUGGUUUUGGCCCAAGAGGGAAGAGCAACAUGGUACAGUUGUGGACCCACAGUGUAUGAUCAUGCCCAUCUUGGUCAUGCAUGCUCCUAUGUAAGAUUUGACAUCCUGCAGAGAAUUUUAACCAGGAUAUUUGGAAUAAACAUAACUCAUGUCAUGGUUAUCACUGACAUUGACGACAAGAUCAUACAGAGAAGCAUUGAGGAGAGCAUCUCACCACUUGUGCUUGCCAGAACGUAUGAGGAGGACUUUAAAAGAGACAUGCUGGCCCUGAAGGUUCUCCCACCAGCUGUGUAUGUAAGAGUCACAGAACACAUACCUCAGAUAAUAGCUUUCAUUGAAGGCAUCAUUAGAAACGGCUAUGCCUACACCACAAGCCAAGGGGAUGUCUAUUUUGAUACUCAGUCCAUCGGCAGUCGUUAUGGCAAGUUUGCAAACAUGGGAAAUACAGCUGGGGUAUCAGUGAGCAAGGAUAAAAGGGAUCCCCGAGACUUUGCGCUGUGGAAAGCCUUGAAGCCAUUUGAACCCUUCUGGGAGUCUCCAUGGGGAAGAGGAAGACCUGGCUGGCACAUCGAGUGCUCCACUAUUGCCAGCUCUGUGUUUGGAAGUCAGUUGGACAUCCACUCAGGAGGGAUCGACCUGGCCUUUCCUCACCAUGAGAAUGAAAUUGCUCAGUGCGAGGCCUACCAUAAGUGUGAACAGUGGGGGAACUACUUCUUACACUCAGGGCACCUUCAUUUGAAAGGCAGCGUAGAAAAGAUGUCCAAAUCCUUGAAGAAUUAUAUUACAAUAAAGGAAUUCUUACAGUCCUAUUCUGCCAAUGAGUUUAGGCUGUUUUGCCUCUUAACCAAGUACAGAUCAGCAAUUGACUACAGUGAUGCAUGUAUGAACGAAGCUCGCUCUAAACUCUCCUCCAUCUCAGGCUUCAUCCAUAAUGCCCAGGCCUACAUGCAGGGUCACCUGCAGUGCCAAGAUAUACAUGAGAGCUUUUUAUGGGAGAGGUUAUCAGUCACACAGGCCACCGUGCGAGCUGUACUUGCAGACGACUUUGACACGCCAAAGGCAAUGGACGCCAUCAUGAACCUCAUUCAUCACGGAAACUGUCAGCUUCAACCUGUUAACAAGGUUAACAGCAGCCCUAGGUGUCCAGCAGUGUUUGGGGCAAUGCUGUCUUACAUCAGGGAUUUCAUGGAUGCCGUUGGAGUUGACCUGCUGGAUGAAAAGGAGUCAUCCAGUGCUGAAACAUCCAGUAUUUUACACAAUGUAGUGGAGCAGUUGGUGUGCUUUCGUAGCAAGGUUCGAAACUUUGCUCUCUCUGUGGAGGAUGAAGCAAAUCAGGACCAUCAUACCAGCAAAAUGCUACAGAGAAAGAAACCACAGCCAGACAGAUUGCCUUUACUGAAGGCCUGUGAUGCCCUUCGAAAUGAUCUAAUGCCCUUGGGAGUUCAAAUUAAAGACAGAGGUACCAACUCCACUUGGGAAAUCAAACAACAACAGAAAGGGAAUCGAGACAAAGAAAGCUAGACUCCACUUCAGCCCAGUAUGGAGAACUAGGUCAACUUCUGUGUUAAGUGGUCUGAAUGUUUUUUUUGAGAAAUCACUUGACAGCCACUGACGUUUACUGAAUUAUCAUCUGUGAUGAUGCUCUAGUGUUCCACAUUAUUUGAAUCACAAAUCAUUUAAUGUCUCAUCUGUAAUGUAAAAGCUGUUAUGUACUAUAUUCAGCAGCAAUCUUGAGAAUAAAUUGUUUUUAUUUGC
Tachysurus vachellii is the source of this 2385-nucleotide messenger RNA. It is a transcript of the gene cars2, whose product is annotated as cysteinyl-tRNA synthetase 2, mitochondrial. Gene Ontology annotation, biological process: cysteinyl-tRNA aminoacylation. Gene Ontology annotation, molecular function: cysteine-tRNA ligase activity; ATP binding. The coding region runs from base 436 to 2151 and encodes 571 amino acids. The record is from RefSeq and is a predicted model, not a curated record. NCBI's taxonomy places the organism in Eukaryota, Metazoa, Chordata, Actinopteri, Siluriformes, Bagridae. The transcript is spliced from 15 exons. Gene Ontology annotation, cellular component: cytoplasm.